Messenger RNA from Leguminivora glycinivorella, 1637 nucleotides. RefSeq names its product vesicle transport protein USE1 (gene Use1). The coding region runs from base 147 to 962 and encodes 271 amino acids. Gene Ontology annotation, cellular component: SNARE complex; endoplasmic reticulum. The record is from RefSeq and is a predicted model, not a curated record. The transcript has 6 exons. Gene Ontology annotation, biological process: retrograde vesicle-mediated transport, Golgi to endoplasmic reticulum. Gene Ontology annotation, molecular function: SNAP receptor activity. Lineage: Eukaryota; Metazoa; Arthropoda; Insecta; Lepidoptera; Tortricidae.
UUCAGCUCAACUUUAGAUUUCGAAAUUUUCGAAUUCGAAAUCAAUUACUUUUAAUUGAGUCGUGUAUUUUCCAUGUAUUACUAGUGCUAUCUCAGCAUUAUAGCUAACAUUUCAAACACCUAUUGACGUUGAAGCUACAGCUAAUAAUGGCAGUCGAAAAACUAAGAAUUGUUUCACAACCAACUGCUCCAAAAAAGUCGAGAUUAGAAAUGAAUGUGCGGCUACUUCUAAACAGAUGUGAGCUGAUCGCAAAGCAGGAGGCUGUCGAAGGCAACUGGAGGCUUAAGAAAUACGUUGACUCAUUGGAUGAGAUGUUGACAGAACUUAGAACUGGGCCAGACAAGCCUUCAAAAGAUGUUCUCAUAGAGUACACCAAAAGAGCUGGUUUCUUGAAAGGUUUAAUCCAAACAGCUACAUUGAAUAGUCCAACUGAAAAGUUGGAAGCAGUUCAAUUGCUAUCUCAUGGGGCUGCCACACUAUGCACUGAUGAGUCGGCGCAGGAAAUACACCAGAAGACAGUCGCUAAAUAUGGCAAUGAGUUGAGGUCUGAACUUUUUGGACUAGAAGACACUGACGACACCCUCCGCAAACGCAACAUCAUCAAAGCACCCAACUUCACAAGCACGAGCAGCAGCCAAGAGGAUAUGGACUCUCUGCUCAAAUACCACCAGAACAUGCAGGAGAAGGUUGCGGAGAACAUGGUGCUGCUGACCAAGAGUCUGAAGGAGCAGUCGCAGAUUGCUAGCACUAUUAUUAAGAAUGAUACUGAGGCAUUGAAGAAAUCAUCAGAAAUGACGGACCGCAACGUGGACUCUCUGAAGGUGGAGUCAGAAAGACUUCAGGAACACAGCAGGAACGCCUGGAAGUGUUGGCUCUGGAUCAUGCUCGCUAUCGUCACCUGCAUAUUCAUUAAUAUGGUGUUAUUCAUGAAAGUCAUGAAGAAACGAAAAAUAGAACUGUAAAUAAGUGGAUGUAAGUAAAUCAAUUCAACUUUAUAUGUGUAUCUUAUAUUAUCAAAUCGUUAAAAUUAUAUUUGACUAUUUAUUAUAAAUUAAGACAUGACUUGUAAAUAUAUUGAAAAUAAAUAAUUUUAUUUGACAUUUUCACGGGAUUUGAAGUAAAAAAUAAAAAAACGGUAUAAUUUUCCCAAUUUAUUACAUUGUUUCAAAACCUACGGAACUUUGAUACUUUUUAUAAUUUAUAAGUAUAUAUCGAAAAUCUGGUUACACCAAUACAAUACCAAAUCCAGAUUUGGUCCAUUGUUCUUUACAUUUAACUGAAGAAUAUGAAGGAAAAAGAUUAAAUUCAUUCUGUUCUAAAUAAAAGCCUUUCAUUUAGUCAAGAAUAUUACCUAGGUCUUGUAGCUUACAAUAUUUAUAUUCUCUUCAUAUUAUCGAUACAUCAACCGUUUAGUUACUUAAUCGCUAUGGCUUUGUUAGUAUAUACGCCAUAUUAUUAAAUUAAAACGGGACUUAAUCUCAUAGGACUUACGGCAGGUUGCCUGUGACCACGGACGUAGUCACGUCUGAAACGUCAGGCCAAAUAUAAACGUAAGUCUUACUCGACUAAGUCCCGUUUUAAUUUAAUAAUAUGAGUGAAAAUCGUGUUAGUUUAAAUCGAUAUACGCCAUUUUAGGU